This is a messenger RNA of Styela clava, 1209 nucleotides long. The record is from RefSeq and is a predicted model, not a curated record. Lineage: Eukaryota; Metazoa; Chordata; Ascidiacea; Stolidobranchia; Styelidae.
AUGGUUGAUUACAUACCAGAGAGUUUCAUCCCAUAUGGAACAGUUGUAAAAUGUCACUGUGAACCCGGUUAUGAUUGGACUGAAGAAUCAAAUUCAUACGAGUGUAUUCCUUACGGAUGGGAACCACGCACAUUUGGAAAAUGCGUCAAAAAAAAAAACACUACCACCUUGUCGGAGAGGAAAAAUCUAAAUGUUCAAAAGGCGGAAGUUGGGAUACAGAAUUUCCAAUUUGCGAUAUAUAUCCUAGUUCGGAAGUGCUAUACACCUGAGAUCGAAAAUGGUGGAGUUGGAGAUGAAAAAGAUUUCUACCUAGCAAAAGAAUAUACUGAAUAUUUCUGCAAUGAUGGCUAUGUUCUGGAUGAAGAGGAUGAAGGUCAAUGCUUAGGCAAUGGGGAAUGGAGCCACGUCCCAACUUGCAAAGUAACAUGUCCUUACAGGGAACCACCAGAAAACGGUGACGUGACUCCAUCCCAAAAACGAUAUUUCGUAAAUCAAGUGAUCGAAUUCAGCUGCCGACCCGGGUAUAGUCUCAGUGGUAACUCAAAAGACAAGUGCAAAUUAGAUGGAAAAUGGGCGAUCAACGAACCUGUCUAUUGCCUAAAACAAUGUCAAGUGGAAAAGUUGGCGCCAUACGUCACCUAUAGUCCUGAAGCCAAAUACCACGAUCAAGGAACAGUAAUACAAUUCGAGUGUGAGAAAAAACACUACCACCUUGUCGGAGAGGAAAAAUCUAAAUGUUCAAAAGGCGGAAGUUGGGAUACAGAAUUUCCAAUUUGCGUUCGAAAGUGCUAUACACCUGAGAUCGAAAAUGGUGGAGUUGAAGAUGAGAAAGAUUUCUACUUGGCAAAAGAAUAUAUUGAAUAUUUCUGCAAUGAUGGCUAUGCUCUGGAUGGAGAGGAUGAAGGUCAAUGCUUAGGCAAUGGGGAAUGGAGCCACGUCCCAACUUGCAAAGAAAUAAUUCGUGACGAUUCCUGCAAAGGACGUUGUGGAAGAAAAGACGACUACUUCGAAUACACAUGUCAAUGUCACUCUAGGUGUGAGAAAGAGUACAAUUGUUGCUCUGACUAUCGCAAACAAUGUAAACAUAAUCUUUAUUAACUGCAACAGAAGCCAAUAAAGAUGAGCACUCAUCAGACGACACGCUGGAAUCUUGGAAUUAACGUUACGAUAAAUUGUCAAAUAUUCACUAUAUUAUAUGUUAUAUUAAUA